AUGUGCGCCGACAGCACUGCCGGACAUGCUCUCUCUGGGACUCUCCGUGUCUCUGCUGGCCGUAUCCUGCGCGCUGUGGCCGCCUGCCGUCCCGGCGGCGGCCGCCGAGCGCUGUGCCAGUCCAUGCCGUGGAACAUGACCAAGAUGCCGAACCACCUCCACCACAGCACGCAGGACAACGCGGUGCUGGCCAUCGAGCAGUUUGAAGGGCUGUUGGGCACUGGCUGUAGUGCAGAUUUGCUCUUCUUCCUGUGUGCCAUGUACGCUCCCAUCUGCACCAUCGACUUCCAGCAUGAGCCCAUCAGACCCUGCAAGGCGGUGUGUGAGCGGGCGAAGUCUGGCUGUGAGCCGGUGAUGAAGCGUUACAACCACAACUGGCCGGAGAGCCUGGCCUGCAGCGAACUGCCACUGUACGACCGCGGAGUCUGUAUCUCUCCUGAGGCCAUUGUCAAGGCAGAGGGACCAGAUCCAUACUACCAGGACCCUGCCAGGUGUAACCCAGAGUCCAGCUCAGACUUUCCAAUGGACUACAGCAAUGUCCACUGCAGAGGAUCGAGUGCAGAUCGCUGCAGCUGUCAGACAGUCAGAAUGUCUUUGAAAACCUAUCGGAAGAACAACUACAACUACGUGAUCAGAGCGAGGGUGAGGGAGGUGAGGAAUCGCAGUCUGGAGCCCACGGCGGUGGUGGAGGUGAAGGAGGUGCUGAAGUCUUCUCUGGUCCACAUUCCCAAGGAUACACAGACGCUCUACUACUCGUCCUCCUGCCUGUGUCCUCCCCUGACUCCAGGGGAGGAGUACCUCAUUAUGGGCUAUGAGAACAAGGAGACAUCCAGGUUGCUCCUGAUUGACGGCUCCAUUGCUAUGAAGUGGAAGGACAAACUGGGCAGGAAAGUCAAGAGAUGGAAUCAGACGCCGGGAAGAGGCUGAGCACCUCAGCGCCAGUCGCCACUGAGAUUUGACGUGUGUGUGGUUGUGCGUGUGUGUGUGCGCAUGUGUGUGUAGAUAUUGCACUAUCACAGGCUGUUGUAGCUGAAUGUAGUUCAUCGCUCCAUCUGUUUGGAGUUUGAUUUUCGUCAUUUAUUUUUCUUUGCACAGACAUUAUUUAGUGUGCAUUUAGUGUGUGUUUAUCGGUGUGUGGGUGCAUGUAUGUGUGUCUAAACCUAAAGCACACAAUAAACACAAGAGCGUGGAUGUAAGCUGUAGUACUAAACCUACACAGUAUGUAUGUGACACUUUUUAAAAGCAGAGUUCUUUUUCAGUGGCGGCCAUGUUGGCUCCAUGGUGACAGUCUUUUAAUAUUCCUGGAUGUUGGACAGUUAAAUGAUACGAAAGCCAUUUGGACUAUGAAAGGUCUGUAAUCAUGACGUAAACUUUAUUGAACUGAAGAAAAGGAGAUUAUUCACAAUCUGUCAGACAGCAGCAUCAGAAGCAGCAGAGGGAUCCUGGCGUGGACAGAUCACUGGAUGGAUCACUGGAUGGAUCUACUGAGCACAGGCCCACGGGACAGAGCAUCUCCAGUGCCUGGCAGUGCUUCGUUUGGGGAAACUCCAAUCAUUCAACUACAAAUGGAGACGAAACGACCACAGGGACACAGAAUUGUCACAGAGACUCAAAUCGACUACAAAGACACAGAGAAUGACUCUCGUUUUAUUGUGCCCCAACUACAGCAAACGACAGACAUCCAUGUUACCAACUGUUUGCUCAGGUCAUCUGUUGGACAGUUGCUGGAAAUCUGAUGCUUGUACCAUGAGGAAAACUUUUUCUGUGUUUGACUGUGAUCAACUAUUAGUUUGAUUCAUGUUAAGAAAAAAAAAAGUCCUGUAGCUGCUCUGUGGGUUGGACCUCACUUACAUUCUGUGGCACUUACGAUCUUAAUGGAAAUUUACAAAGCUGUGGAGAUGCAUGAGGAAACCGAAGGACCAAAAUGUAACUUUUAGAUAUUUGAUCAUUUAAAUUCCAUUUUAAAAUUA
This is a messenger RNA of Monopterus albus (swamp eel), 1970 nucleotides long. Its product is annotated as frizzled related protein. Gene Ontology annotation, cellular component: cytoplasm. The record is from RefSeq and is a predicted model, not a curated record. Gene Ontology annotation, biological process: non-canonical Wnt signaling pathway; canonical Wnt signaling pathway. The coding region runs from base 1 to 927 and encodes 308 amino acids. NCBI's taxonomy places the organism in Eukaryota, Metazoa, Chordata, Actinopteri, Synbranchiformes, Synbranchidae. The transcript has 9 exons. Gene Ontology annotation, molecular function: Wnt-protein binding.